AUGUCUCAAGAUCCAUCUUCGUCUUCUUCAACCUCGAGGUAUCCUGACGCCAAAGCUCCUCUUAGACGAGAGAUCCACGCUCCUAGCAGGGGAGACCUUAGAUACGGAUCGUCACCAAAAGCUAAACCUAAACCUAACAACUGCUGUGAGAAGGGAGACUUCUUCACUCGCGAGUAUGAUAACGCCAAGAGAACAGCUUUGAAUGCUUUCAGGUUCCUUAACAAAGACAAAGAGUUAAUCGAUUUGGAGGAAGAAGAAGAAGAAGCAGUUUCUCAAGGUUCAGUCGCUGAAGUUAUUGAUUGUGAUGAUGAGGAGAGGAAUAUUCAGACUCCUUCAGACUCUAAAACCGUUAGAGUUGAUGACACUAGUACGAUGCUUGAUUCUUUGUCUUUAGGUAGACAGGAGACGACUGAUGCUUCCAGCCUCCAAGCCUAUAGGAAGCUUUUGCAGAGUGCUGAGAGGCGGAACUCGAAGCUGGAAGCUUUGGGGUUUGAGAUUUUGUUUAAUGAGAAGAAGUUGUUGCAGCUUCGCAACUCUCGUCCAAAGCCUGUGGACAAGAAUCCUCUCAAGAAGGUACCUCAUCAACCCUUUAUACCACUCACAAAGGAGGAGGAGGCUGAAGUCUACCGUGCCUUUUCUGGGAGAAACAAGAGAAAGGUCUUGGUGACUCAUGAAAGUUCAAACAUUGAUAUUACUGGAGAAGUUCUACAAUGCCUUACACCAUCUGCAUGGCUCAAUGACGAGGUUAUCAAUCUCUACCUUGAACUUCUCAAAGAAAGGGAAACUAGAGAGCCCAAAAAGUAUUUGAAGUGUCAUUUCUUCAAUACCUUUUUCUAUAAAAAGCUGGUAAGCGACUCUGGCUAUAAUUUUAAAGCUGUUAGAAGAUGGACUACGCAGAAAAAGUUGGGAUAUGCUCUUAUUGACUGUGACAUGGUAUUUGUUCCCAUCCACAGGGGUGUACAUUGGACCUUAGCAGUUAUUAAUAACAGGGAUCGCAAGUUCUUGUAUCUCGAUUCGCUAAAUGGAGUUGAUUCUAAGAUUUUGAAUGCUCUGGCAAAAUACUUGGGUGAUGAAGCUAAGGAAAAAAAUGGAAAAGACAUAGAUGUAAGUUCGUGGGAAAUGGAAUUUGUUGAAGACCUUCCCCAACAACAAAAUGGGUAUGACUGUGGAAUGUUUAUGCUCAAGUACAUCGACUUUUUCAGUAGAGGCCUAGAGUUAUGUUUCAGCCAGGAGCAUAUGCCAUACUUCCGGCUAAGAACAGCUAGGGAGAUUCUGAAACUACGAGCUGACUAA
This is a messenger RNA of Eruca vesicaria subsp. sativa (arugula), 1293 nucleotides long. Lineage: Eukaryota; Viridiplantae; Streptophyta; Magnoliopsida; Brassicales; Brassicaceae. The record is from the annotation of a GenBank genome assembly.